Messenger RNA from Cucumis melo (muskmelon), 1335 nucleotides. Its product is annotated as probable methylenetetrahydrofolate reductase. Lineage: Eukaryota; Viridiplantae; Streptophyta; Magnoliopsida; Cucurbitales; Cucurbitaceae. Gene Ontology annotation, cellular component: cytosol. Gene Ontology annotation, molecular function: methylenetetrahydrofolate reductase [NAD(P)H] activity; FAD binding. Bases 1 to 1101 code for a protein of 366 amino acids. The transcript has 8 exons. Gene Ontology annotation, biological process: tetrahydrofolate interconversion. The record is from RefSeq and is a predicted model, not a curated record.
AUGCAUGUUCAAGGAGAAGUCGGAUCUAAGACGUCUGAUCCAAGUGAGGAUUUCCAAGGCAACGAAUGCUCCUCGUCGAUAAACGAAACCCAUAAAUUGAAACGCUUUAGAGGCAAGACCUUUGAACCAAGACUUCAACGGUUCAUUCGAUAUUUGGACAGUGAGGGAGACGAUGAGGAAAGAGUGAGAGAUGGAAAUGACGUGGUUGAAAUGAGGUUUUCGGAUGAAAGGAGGUUGAUUUUGCUGUCCAACAUAGGGAUUUAUAAGAAAGCAAAGAAGAGGCAGAUUCGCGAUCUGUAUUUGUUGGCAACGGCUAAUCGUCCUCAAAGCUACAUAUCAAGGACCAUAGGUUGGGACCAGUACCCCCAUGGUAGAUGGAGUGAUUCUAGAAAUCCUUCAUAUGGGGCAUUGACUGACUAUCAGUUUAUGCGGCCACGGGCACGUGACAAGAAGCUUCUUGAGGAAUGGGCACUCCCAUUGAAAAGCAUUGAAGAUGUUUAUGAGAAAUUUAUGAAGUACUGCCUUGGAAAGUUGAGAAGCAGUCCGUGGUCUGAAUUAGAAGGUCUUCAGGCUGAGACAAGGAUGAUAAGUGAACAGCUUGGGAAAAUUAACAUGAAAGGCUUUCUUUCUAUCAACAGCCAACCAGCAGUUAAUGGAGAAAGAUCUGAUUCUCCUUCCGUAGGAUGGGGUGGGCCAGGAGGUUACGUUUAUCAAAAGGCGUACAUUGAGUUUUUCUGUUCCAGGGAAAAGUUGGAUGCUAUUGUUGACAAAUGCAGGGCCCUUCCAUCUCUCACCUACAUGGCGGUGAAUAAGGAAGGCAUUUGGGUAUCCAACGUCACUCAAAAGGAUGUGAAUGCUGUAACAUGGAGUGUUUUCCCAGCCAAAGAGAUCAUCCAGCCAACCGUUGUCGAUCCUGCCAGUUUUCUUGUGUGGAAAGAUGAGGCGUUUGAGAUUUGGUCAAGGGGAUGGGCUGCCUUGUAUCCUGAGGGCGACUGGUCCCGAAAAUUGCUUGAUGAGAUACAGAGCAGCUACUACUUGGUGAGUCUGGUGGAUAACGAUUAUAUCAAUUCCGACCUCUUUGCUAUUUUGGAGGACUUCUGAGAUGAGCUCUGCUAUUCCUUUCCAUGAUUCUAGCUUUUUGAGCAUCAUCAUAUUUUUCUCCCUGCUCAGGGAGUUAUCACUAAACAAAUGACUGCAAUAGAAGAAAUGGUCUCAAUAUAUUCUUUUUCUUUCUUUCUUUUUUUUUUCCAAAGGAUGAUCAGUGUAAUAAUUAAGCUUCAUAAUUUCUGUGUUUGGAUCCAAGUUGUAUAUAAAUGUCACAUUAUUAAGAUUUCA